Mugil cephalus (flathead mullet) is the source of this 2824-nucleotide messenger RNA. RefSeq names its product cytochrome P450 2J4-like. Lineage: Eukaryota; Metazoa; Chordata; Actinopteri; Mugiliformes; Mugilidae. Gene Ontology annotation, molecular function: heme binding; oxidoreductase activity, acting on paired donors, with incorporation or reduction of molecular oxygen, reduced flavin or flavoprotein as one donor, and incorporation of one atom of oxygen; iron ion binding. Gene Ontology annotation, cellular component: intracellular membrane-bounded organelle; cytoplasm. The coding region runs from base 247 to 1743 and encodes 498 amino acids. The transcript is spliced from 9 exons. Gene Ontology annotation, biological process: xenobiotic metabolic process. The record is from RefSeq and is a predicted model, not a curated record.
CAGGACAUAUGUUAUUCAUAAUGACUUAAAACUAAUAAUUUCUAGAUGAUCAGCUAAUCAAAUGUACAGUUGACCUUUAGUGGUGCAACAACGAACCAGGGAGUCCUACAAAAUUAAUAUACUCUUAUUUUGAAGGUCUGGCACACAACCUUCAGUCAACAACGCAAUCUUUUCUAACUGGGUAAUAAGACAACAUUUCACCGACAGACCUUUGUUUGAAGUAGGCAGCGCUGUUAAGGCAAAGAAAUGGAAGAGAUAUUCUACAUCCUCGGCUUGGAUUGGAUCGACGUCAGGAGUGUCUUAAUAUUUUUUGGUGUUUUUCUACUUUUGGCUGAUGUUUUGAAGAACAGAGCACCGAAAAACUUUCCUCCUGGACCGUGGGCACUUCCUUUCAUCGGCGAUCUUCAUCGUAUUCAACCUACCAGACUUCACCUGCAGUUCACAGAAUUUGCACAGAAAUAUGGAAACGUUUUCAGCCUUCGCCUCUUUGGUGGAAGGAUUGUGGUCAUCAGUGGCUACAAGUUUAUGAAAGAAGCCCUGGUCGAACGAGGAGAAGACUUCGUAGAUCGUCCCAAUAUUCCAUUGUUUGAAGCGAUGUUUCAGAAUAAAGGUCUUGUGUUCUCAAACGGUAAUCAGUGGAAGCAGCAGAGGAGAUUUGCUCUUCAUACACUCAGAAACUUUGGUCUGGGAAAGAAGACCAUGGAGAGAUACAUCCAGCAGGAGUGCCAGUACCUCACAGAGGCUUUUGCAGACCAACAAGGCAAACCAUUUAAUGCCCAGCAUCUGAUAAAUAAUGCUGUGUCCAACAUCAUCUGCUGUUUGGUGUUUGGGAAUCGAUAUGAAUACAAUGACAAGCAGUACCAGUAUAUUCUGCAGAUCAUUGAUGACAUGGUGGAGUUACAGGGAAGUUUGUCGGUACAGAUUUACAACACAGUCCCCUGGCUGAUGAAGUGGUUUCCUGGACCUCAUAAGAAGAUAUUCAGUCUGAUACAAGAAUUAAUUGACUUUGUAGAAAUCAGGAUCAAAGAACACAAAGACACCCUUGACCCAUCAUCACCAAGAGACUACAUUGACUCCUUCCUCAUAGAAAUGGGACAGAAAGAGGACAAAGAAUCUGGGUUUGACCUCAAAAAUUUGUCUUUCUGCACAAUGGACUUGUUUGUUGCUGGAACUGAAACUACUACCACUACUUUAUACUGGGGGCUGCUAUACAUGAUCCACUACCCUGACAUACAAGAGAGAGUCCAGGCUGAGAUUGAUGCUGUGAUUGGUUCGUCCAGACAGCCGUGUAUGACUGACAGAGAAAACCUGCCUUACACUGAUGCAGUCAUCCAUGAGAUACAGAGGAUGGGCAACAUCGUCCCCCUCAAUGUGUUUCACAUGACAAACAAGGAUACUACAGUGGAUAAGUACACAAUCCCAAAGGGUACCGCAGUCCUGCCUACACUGCACUCUGUCCUCCGCGAUGAGUCAAUGUGGGAAACUCCAAACUCCUUCAACCCUCAACACUUUCUGGACCAGGAUGGUAAAUUCAGGAAGAGAGAGGCCUUCCUUCCAUUUUCUGCAGGUAAGCGUGUGUGUCUCGGUGAACAGCUGGCAAGGAUGGAGUUAUUCCUGUUCUUCACAUCCCUCCUUCAGAGGUUUUCAUUCUCUGCACCCCCUGGAGAGAAGCCCACUCUGGAGUACAAACUGGGGAUCAUUCAUUGUCCUAAACCUUACCGUCUCUGUGCCACACUACGAUAAACUGCUGAUGUAAAGACUCAGUGAUGUUUAUCAGUUUGCAUGAAACCCCUUUAUCAUUUGAUUUGCAGACACACCUCAGUCAGGCACAAAGUUGAAUUUAUUCUGUCAGUGUAUUUUCUGGUUCUAAUAUUUUACAAUGAGUAGCCCUUGAGGUGUUUCUCCUGGUAUUGAGGAUGGUAAUUCUGAGAUGUAUUUUAGUAACAUAACAUAACAUAACAUAACAUAACAUAACAUAACAUAACAUAACAUAACAUAACAUAACAUAACAUAACAUACCAUACCAUACCAUACCAUACCAUACCAUACCAUAACAUAACAUAACAUAACAUAACAUAACAUAACAUAACAUAACAUAACCUGUCAAGUCUCUGGGUAUUCACUGUAAAACAAAAAUUAAUCAUUUUGCAAAAUGACUUAAACAUGACUUAAAUGUAUCAAAAAUAACUGCAGUUUAAUAUCUUCUCUUCAUUUAAUGAAUGAAAUCCUGAAUGUUAACUAAUUGUGCUACUGGGAUUUCCUGUGUUUGGUUUUAUUCCUCUAACUAGCAGCAACAGCCUUCGUAUAAAUGUGAGAUUGUUCAAUGAACUUCACACUGUUGUAGUGAGGUUGGCAUUUUCGUUAUGCACACAAAAAUAUAUGAGGAUCACUUAGAUUUUUCAUGUGUACCACAAACCAUGAUAAUGGCUUAAUCCCUGAUGGAUGCCACGUUGUAGUUCUUCUUACGGCCAUUUUUAUACAUACCUGAUGUAAAUGCUGUGACAAACAACUUCCUAUAGUUGGUCCAGUAAUGACUGCAAACACUACAAUCAAGACUCACUUAUUGUUAUUUAUCAAAUGUAUGUUUUGGAACGUAUUUGAUGUAGUGACAUGUACAUAAGUGGCUCAUUCCAAAGAUUAGUCACACUAUCAAAAUAGUGUGACUCCUGUUACUGCCUCUCUGUUGUGCAGGACAAAGUGUGUGUGAACUGUAAUAUCGCAGACUCUGUGGAUCCAGAGUAGCCAACAUAUUGUCAAAAAGAGAAGGUCUGGCCUCUACUAACAGAAAAAAUAAAGAAAUAAAGAAACCCUGUCACAAAGUGAA